This is a messenger RNA of Racocetra persica, 126 nucleotides long. The record is from the annotation of a GenBank genome assembly. NCBI's taxonomy places the organism in Eukaryota, Fungi, Glomeromycota, Glomeromycetes, Diversisporales, Gigasporaceae.
CAAGGCGAUCUUAGACCGCAAGAUAACCUAUUGCUUUGUGCUUCUUGGAACUCUUCAACAACAGUUACCCUCAUUAAUCAUAACCAGGGGAUUCAACCAAUGUCGAUAAUUCACUUCCUUAGCUGG